Messenger RNA from Penicillium brevicompactum, 633 nucleotides. RefSeq lists its product as uncharacterized. The record is from RefSeq and is a predicted model, not a curated record. Gene Ontology annotation, molecular function: GDP binding; GTPase activity; GTP binding. Bases 1 to 633 code for a protein of 210 amino acids. The transcript is spliced from 8 exons. Gene Ontology annotation, biological process: signal transduction. Gene Ontology annotation, cellular component: plasma membrane. Lineage: Eukaryota; Fungi; Ascomycota; Eurotiomycetes; Eurotiales; Aspergillaceae.
AUGCGGCCUCAACGCGAAUACCAUAUCGUUGUGCUAGGAGCUGGCGGUGUUGGAAAGAGUUGCUUAACAGCCCAAUUCGUUCAAAAUGUUUGGAUUGAAAGCUACGACCCAACGAUCGAAGACUCAUAUCGGAAACAAAUCGAGGUAGACGGGCGACAAUGCAUACUGGAAAUCCUUGAUACCGCAGGCACGGAACAAUUCACGGCAAUGAGAGAGCUGUACAUGAAACAAGGCCAAGGAUUCCUCCUAGUCUUCUCGAUCACCAGCAUGUCCUCUCUCAACGAACUUUCCGAGCUGCGCGAACAAAUCAUGCGAAUCAAAGACGACGAAAACGUACCAAUCGUCAUAGUAGGCAACAAAUCGGAUUUGGAAGAAGACCGGGCCGUUCCCCGUGCGCGCGCAUUCGGUCUAUCUCAAAACUGGGGCAAUGCGCCUUACUACGAGACGUCAGCGCGACGCCGCGCAAAUGUCAACGAAGUCUUCAUCGACCUGUGCCGCCAGAUCAUCCGCAAGGACUCCGAAGGUUCAAGGAGCAGCAGCGAUCCAAGCCGGAAGCGAGAAGGCCCCAACCGUCAUGACCGGAAAAGAGAUAAUCGUCGUCCGAGGAAGCGCGGGCCGUGUGUCAUUCUUUGA